Entelurus aequoreus (snake pipefish) is the source of this 6058-nucleotide messenger RNA. RefSeq names its product sp2 transcription factor (gene sp2). The coding region runs from base 125 to 1927 and encodes 600 amino acids. Gene Ontology annotation, molecular function: RNA polymerase II cis-regulatory region sequence-specific DNA binding; DNA-binding transcription factor activity, RNA polymerase II-specific. NCBI's taxonomy places the organism in Eukaryota, Metazoa, Chordata, Actinopteri, Syngnathiformes, Syngnathidae. The transcript has 8 exons. Gene Ontology annotation, biological process: regulation of transcription by RNA polymerase II. The record is from RefSeq and is a predicted model, not a curated record.
AAUGUCGUCAUGAGCGGUGGGUAGGAAUGAAAAGAUCGGUGUUUCUAUCCCAUUCUGCUUGGUCAAACAUCGUAUUUGCAUGGCGCGGAAAGACGCGGAAUGAGCGGGUGAUUUAAAGGACAAUAUGGCCACCAUCGUCGCCGUCAGUCCCAGUGAAUAUCUUCAGCCUUCCUCCGCCACCACACAGGACAGUCAGCCGUCCCCUCUGGCCCUGCUGGCUGCCACCUGCAGUAAGAUCGGACCUCCCGCGGCUCAAGCCCCCGUCAGCUCCCCGCCAUCGGGGCUGCAGCCUCGCCGCCUCUUGCCCAUCAAGCCGGCGCCAAUCGCGCCCGCCCCCCCGAAAAACCUGAGCUUCCUGCAAGCUAAGGGCAAUGUGAUCCAGCUCCCCUCCGGCCUCGGCGCCACCAACCCCGGCAGCCCCAUCGUGCUCACCAUCCAGCAGAGCCCGGCCCACCCCGGCCCCCAGGCCGCGGGCAACAUCCAGUACCAGGUGAUGCCGCAGAUCCAGGGCGCGCAGACCAUCCAGAUGAUGCCACAGGGGGGCCAGAUCCAGCUCAUACCGGGGACCAACCAGGCGAUCAUCACCACCCCCAUGUCUGUGCCGGCCCCGGCGGCCGCCACCCCCGCCGUCGCCCCCUUCUCAACACAAAAGACUGUCGCGAUCAAGCCCUCGUCCAAGGGGAAGAAGUCGAUCGCCGGUAACGUGGUGCAGCUGCCAGGCGGACUCACGCUGCCCCUCAACGUGGCGACAGGAGAGGUGGGCGGGGCUCAGAUUGUAACCGAGGCGGCGGCGGACCCCCCCGCUGCGGGAAAGGCACGACGGGGGAGGAAGAAGAAAGCGGCGUUGGUGGCUCAAGCUCCGGCGCUUCCUUCGCCUAUGCCGCAGGCUCCUUCCCCGCCCCCGGUCGAUCAGUUGGAGACCAUCCUGAUCGAAGCUGGGGACAACAUCAUUCAGGCGGGGAACAACCUGCUGAUCCUGCAGAGUCCAGGCCAGCCAGCUGUGGUCCAGCAGGUGCAGCUGGUGCCAUCCAAGCAGGACUCUCAGGUGGUCCAGAUCCCCCAGCAGGCUCUCAAGGUGGUCCAAGCUGCCUCUGCCUCGCUGCCACAGGUCCCGCAAAGACAGUCGUCGGCCUCCUCCGGCCUGCAGGUGGCGUCACCAGAGGCCACGCCCACACAGAUCCUGUUUAAGACGGGGGCAGGUGAGUGGCGGUCUGUCCAACUCCAGGAUGCCGCGGUUUCCACGGCGACAACACCCACCACCCCCGCUUUACCAGCCCCUUGCACCAAGAGGGCACAGGCGGGGCCGCGGAGGGAGCGCACUCUGGCGAAGAUUGCGCCCGCGGGAGGGAUGAUGACGCUGAACACGUCGCAAAUGUCCUCGGCGGCCCAGGCGGUGCAGACCAUCAGCAUCAACGGCGUGCAAGUUCAGGGAGUUCCUGUCACCAUCACUAACGCGGGAGGCCAGCAGCACCUGACGGUACAGACCAUGCAGGGCGGGGGUCUCCAGCUGGCGACGGGUCAGUCCACCAUCCACAUGGACCAGACGCUCACGCUGGAGCUCCCCAGUCAUGUGGGCGAGAAGAAGCGACGCAUGGCGUGCACCUGCCCUAACUGCAAAGACCUAGACAAGAGGCCGGGCGACGUGGGCAAGAGGAAGCACAUCUGUCACGUUCCCGGCUGCGAGAAGACCUUCCGCAAGACCUCGCUCCUCCGAGCCCACGUCCGUCUGCACACGGGCGAGCGACCCUUCGUCUGCAGCUGGGUGUUCUGCGGCAAGCGAUUCACGCGCAGCGACGAGCUGCAGCGGCACGCCCGCACACACACAGGAGACAAACGCUUUGAGUGCUCGCAGUGUCAGAAACGCUUCAUGAGGAGCGACCACCUGACAAAGCAUUACAAGACUCACAUAAACACCAAGAACCUGUGAGAAGACUCCAGACAAACUCACUUGUCCCAUAGUGGGACACCCCUGCCCCCCCCCUCCCCCUACAGCCCCCACUGGUAGGAAGAAAAUGUCUGCCAGUGGUUCCAACAUGUGCUCAGCACUGCCUGGACGACCAGGCCACUCGCUUAUUUGUGGACAACAACCCAAGCUCCACUCCAGGUCCCUUCCAUUUCAUCGCGGCAGUCGCAUAGGGAACAAAGUCGCCCACAGGAGCCAUGCCCUCCGCCCGCUUUUUUAAAAGCCGCACCUUCCGGACUUCUUCUGGAGCGACGUGCCGCGUAGCCAGCCUGGCCCAAGUGACCCCGGUCCCAGGCCAGGAUGAGCUGUGCACAUCUUCACCGGGGCCGGAACAGCCAAUCGUGGUUGAAAAGCUGCUACAUCGUCAUGGUAACCGUGUCCAAGACAUGAGAGGGGGUGCCAUUAUUCAAACUUAACGAGUCUCUUUAAGGCAGGGGUGUCUAAAGUGUCUCCACUGAGGGCCGCUCACUUAAAAAAUCUAAUCAUGCGGGGGCCAUUUUGCUAUUUUUCAUGUAUAUAUUGAAUCUUUGCGGACCACACGAUUCGAUUCCUAGGGGUAACGAUUCAAUUCAGGAACGAUUCUCGAUUCAAAAUCAAUACUUUAUUAAUAAAAUUGGGUGCCAGUUCUAUAAUUAACUACAUUCCUCCAUAAAAUAGACAAAUAGCUCUAAUAAAUGUCUAUGUUACUUAAAAGAAAAAUGGUUUUGUUGAAUAAAAUUCCAGCCAAACAUUUAAUAAAAGUCAAAUACAAAUAAGGCAAAAAGAGAAGUAUCCAACACUUCUCCUUUCUAAAGUAAAUGUGUACAGCAGAUAUAGAUCAUCUACAUCAACUAUAUGAUUAAAAAAAUACAAUUCAAAAAAUUUUUUUAAUUAUUAUUUAUUUUAUAUAUAUUUUUUAAUCAAUUAAAAAUUGUUACAAAUAAAAUCGCGGUUAAUUUCAAAAAAAUUUUUUGACAAGCUUACAAUAUAUAGAUUUUUUUUUAACCAUUAUAGCUCUUCUCAAGUUUGGUCCCAAGGAUCUGAAAGGGUCUCAAACAUUUUUUAAAUUAUUUAUUUAUUUGUUUUUAUUCAACGCUUAAAUCUACAUCAACUUUACAUCCAUCUGUCGAUGUAAAGUUUUUUAUUUUUUAUACCCUUUUUGCCAAAACCUGUUUUAAUAUGGCAAAAAAAAACACAAAAUUUGACAUAUUUUACCCCCCCAAAAUUUCAAAGUGUAAUAUUUGAUGUCAUGUAAUUGGAGCCUUAAAUAGGUCAAUAAUUCAUAACAACAUUGAUUUUAAGUCAUUAUUUUUGAGCAUUGAGAGUUUAUAAAAAAAAUUAACUAAAAUUCUCAGGGAUCCAGAAGGGUCCCACUCAUACAAGUGUGAAAAAUAAGUCAUAAUUAUGUAUUUUUACUUUCAACGUUGAAGUCUCUAGCUCAACUUCAGUUCUAUCAGUCGAUAAAAAGUUUAAAAAAAAAAAAAGUUUUUAAUUUUUAUGCUCUAUUUGUCAAAACCUGUUUUUUUAUGGCAAAACACAAAAUAUUCUAUAUUUUCCCCAAAAAGUUUUUUAAAGUGCAAUAUUUGAUGUGAUGUCAUUGGUGCCUUAAAUAGGUCAAUAAUUCAAAACGUUGAUUUCAAUGACAGUUAAAAAAAAAAUCCCACUAAAAUUCUCAGGGACCCAAAAGGGUCCCACUCAUAAAAGUGUUAAAUUAUGUCUUACAAUUUUUUAUUUCUUUUUUACAACUUCAGAUCUAUCCGCCGAUAACAACUUUUUAUUUCAUCUAGUUUGUUGUAUGCCCUUUUUGUCCAAGACAACUUUGUUGUUUACAUGGCAAACACACAAAACAUGCCAUAUUUUCCCCAAAAUAUUUUUCAAAGGGCAAUAUUUGAUAAUUGGAGCCUUAAAUAGGUCAAUAAUACCCAACAUUGAUUUUGAUUAAUUAUUUUUUUUUGAGCAAUGACAGUUAAAAGAAAAAAUCCCACUAAAAUUCUCAGGGACCCAAAAGGGUCCCACUCAUAAAAGUGUUAAAUUAUGUCUUACAAUUUUUUAUUUCAUUUUUACAACUUCAGAUCUAUCCGCCGAUAACAACUUUUUAUUUCAUUUAGUUUGUUUUAUGCCCUUUUUGUCCAAGACAACUUUGUUGUUUACAUGGCAAACACACAAAACAUGCCAUAUUUUCCCCAAAAUAUUUUUCAAAGGGCAAUAUUUGAUAAUUGGAGCCUUAAAUAGGUCAAUAAUACACAACAUUGAUUUUGAUUAAUUAUUAUUUUUUGAGCAAUGACAGUUAAAAAAAAAAAAUCACACUAAAAUUCUCAGGGACCCAAAAGGGUCCCACUCAUAAAAGUGUUAAAUUAUGUCUUACAAUUUUUUAUUUCUUCUUUACAACUUCAGAUCCAUCCGCCGAUAACAAUUUUUUAUUUCAUUUAGUUUGUUUUAUGCACUUUUUGUCCAUUUAUUUCAUUUAGUUUGUUUUAUGCACUUUUUGUCCAAGAAAACCAUUUUGUUUACAUGGCAAACACAUAAAACAUGCCAUAUUUUCCCCAAAAUAUUUUUCUGAGUGCAGUAUUUGAUAAUUGGAGCCUUAAAUAGGUCAAUAAUUCAUAACAACAUUGAUUUUAGGUCAUUAUUUUUGAGCAAUGACAGUUUAUAAAAAAAAAAAUUCUAAAUUCUCAGGGAUACAAAAGGGUCCCACUCAUAAAAAUGAGUCAUAAUUCUGUAUUUUUACCUUUAACGUUGAAGUCUCCAGAUCAACUUCAGUUCUAUCAGUCGAUAACAAGUUUAAAAAAAUAAAAAAAAUAAACAGUUUUUAAUUUUUAUGCUCUCUUUGUCAAAACCUAUUUUCUUUAAUGGAAAAAACACAAAAUAUUCUAUAUUUUCCCCAAAAGUUUUUUAAAGUGUAAUAUUUGAUGUAGUGUAAUUGGAGCCUUAAAUAGGUCAAUAAUUCAUAACAUUGAUUUCAAUGACAGUUAAAAAAAAUCCCACUAAAAUUCUCAUUUAACACUCAUAAAAGUGUUAAAUUAUGUCUUACUAUUUAUUUCUUACAACUUCAGAUCUAUACGCCGAUAACGUUUUAUGCCCUUUUUGUCCAAGAAAACUUUGUUGUUUACAUGACAAACACACAAAACAUGCCAUAUUUUAGCCCAAAUAUUUUUCAAAGUGCAAUAUUUGAUGUGAAGUCAUCGGAGCCUUAAAUAGGUGAACAAUCCAUAACAACAUUGAUUCUGAUUCAUUAUUAUUUUUGGAGCAAUGACCGUUUUAAAGUCAUUGCCUUCACCUUUUUGCCCUUUUAUUCCACUUUGUUUUUUUUUUUUCCAAAGAGCAUUUCUAGAAUGAGCCACGGGGCGUUAUGAAAUUAGCGGCGGGCCGCACUUUGGACACACUGCUUUAAAGGAAUCAUUUAGUUGGAGGAACAUAAUAUAGCGCGGAACAAAGAUUGGGGGCGAAGGAAGCCCUCCCUGGAUGAACUAAUCCUGUAUGGCGGACAUGUUUGUUGUUUAUGUUGGACGUGGCCAGUAUUGUACAUUGACAUCCAACCACCGCUUCACAAUGGUGUAUAUUCCCAAGACCUGUUCUUCCCAGUGACGACAUCAUUGUUGUGACAAUCACAGUAACAAAGCGUGAGGGGGGCGUGGUCACUUGCUAUGUGAUAGCUCGAAGGCCACACCCACUUCACCUUCCCCGUGACGGGCUCAACUAGGCGAGGCGGGGGCCUGCUCGUGUUUCUGUCUGUGCACUUCCUGUCGUCGUCGUUGGCCUGCGGGGAGAGGACAUUGUACGCUAUGUGACGUGACUUUGUACGGCUUCAUUCCUGCUCUGGAUGCUUCUCCAGGACACGGGAGACGCCUUAGACCCUCUAUUUAAAUGUUUGUGUUAAUUUAUACAUGCUGACGUCAUGUGCACUGAUUCAAACACCACAAUGUGUGCAUUGAUUAUCCUAAGAAGUAAAUGUCGAUGAAUUUCCCCUCCAAACGAAACGUUUUUGUUGCUCUUGAGUCAAAUGCUUCUCCCGCUGCCAACUGCUGUGCGUUUCAGCAGAACCCAAGACCAGCAGUUCCUUUUCUACACUGUACAAGGUGCUCCUUUUCUACAAGCAGCCCACAAAUAAACAACUCA